UGACGGGAGAUUCUCGAAAUCAUGACAAAAGGAUGACCACAUCUUCCACGCUUUCCUGUUCUGUAAAUAUCGACAACUGACGGAAUCUGUUUCUGAAUGCGUAUAUAAACGCAUUUCCCGACAGGAACUGGGAUCGGCGACCAAACUCCAGUGUCGGAGCUCCGCGACUCAUGGGUGAGGAAGCGGAGAUUGAUCGGUUGCCGUUGGACCUGUUGGCGUUUAUAUUCUCGUUGACCACUUCCUUCACCGAUUUGGCGCAGGCAAGUGGGGUUUGCAGGAAAUGGAGGAAAGCCGUGAAGCAAUCGAUGGCGAGAAGAGAGUCUCUGAGCUUUGCUGGGUGGAAAAUGGACGACGACUCCACUGCUCGCCUUGUUCAUCUCGCUCUCAACCUCAAAGAACUUGACAUCUCGAGGAGCAGGUGGGGUUGCCAAAUAACAGAUAACGGUCUCUACCAGAUAGCCUCGGCGAAAUGUGUCGGAAACUUGAGCUCUAUAUCUUUAUGGGGCAUGACUGCCAUCACAGACACCGGUGUUGUUCAACUGAUAUCAAGAACUUCCUCCCUGCAACACCUGAACGUGGGCGGAACUUUCAUCACUGACGAGUCCCUGUUCGCCAUUGCUGGAUGCUGCCAUCAUCUUAAGAGCAUCGGCCUGUGGUGCUGCCGCCAUGUCACAGAGAGAGGCCUUCUCGCUGUUGUCGACAAGUGCAGGAAACUCGAGUCCAUCAACUUAUGGGGAACUAGGGUUCCUGUGGAUUGCUUCAUUGCUCUGCUUUCCAUCAGUCCUGCUCUUCAAAUCAAGCCCUUCGAGCUGCUCUUAAAUGCUCAGAAUCCACCACCACUGUUGCAUGCUCUGUAGCAAAUAACAUUGCCCUGUUUGGUUGUGUAUUCAAAUGUUGAUAUGCUUGUACAUAUGAUUCCGACAUCAACAAUUAUUUGAAUCCAUGAUAUAUAUGUCAAUAAAAGGUCAAUACAUUGUUUGAUCCAA
Molecule: messenger RNA, 986 nt
Organism: Tarenaya hassleriana
Lineage: Eukaryota; Viridiplantae; Streptophyta; Magnoliopsida; Brassicales; Cleomaceae
Product: F-box protein At5g67140
Exons: 5
Coding region: 171-857 (228 amino acids)
Biological process (GO): SCF-dependent proteasomal ubiquitin-dependent protein catabolic process
Cellular component (GO): SCF ubiquitin ligase complex
Molecular function (GO): protein binding
Source: RefSeq, a predicted model, not a curated record